Phragmites australis (common reed) is the source of this 2070-nucleotide messenger RNA. RefSeq names its product UDP-glycosyltransferase 75C1-like. The coding region runs from base 174 to 1589 and encodes 471 amino acids. The transcript has a single exon. Gene Ontology annotation, molecular function: UDP-glycosyltransferase activity. Lineage: Eukaryota; Viridiplantae; Streptophyta; Magnoliopsida; Poales; Poaceae. The record is from RefSeq and is a predicted model, not a curated record.
AAUUCUGACGCAGACAGCAAAGGCGGAGGCCGACCGGUCACCAAUUGCGUGGUGAACUCAUGCCCGACAAAAUCCACUUGCAGCAGCAACACUACCGCAAUCAUAUGAACUUGUUGUGAGCUCGCUUGCUUGAUCUAAGCGUCUAGAGCAGUGAAGUUCGACGUGCUGCAUCAAUGGAGAACCCUCCCGUGUUGGUGCAGCACUUUCUGUUCGUGACCAGCCCGCUGCACGGCCACAUGAACCCGGUGCGCUGCCUCGCCGCCCGCGUGGCGGCGGCGAAUCCCAGCCCGCGCGUCACCUUCUCCACCGCCGUCUCCGGCCACCGCCUCAUGUUCCCCUCCCUCGCGUCACCCGACGAGGAGGUCGUGGACGGCGCGCUGCUGCACGUCCCCUACUCCGAUGGAUUCGACGAAGGCUUCAACCCGAAGGUGCACGACGUGCGCUCGUACAGCACGCGAGCGCGUGCCGUUGGGUGCGAGACCCUCUCCGGCGUCGUCGCGCGCCUCGCCGCGCGUGGCUGCCCCGUGACGCGCGUGGUGUACACCUUCCUGGUUGGUUGGGCCCUAGACGUCGCGCGCGCGCACGGCGCCCGCGCGGUGCUCUACUGGAUCCAGCCGGCCACCGUGUUCGCCGUGUACUACCACUACUUCCACGGCCACGGCGCGGCGCUGGCCUCCUGCGCCAACGACCCUGGCCGCGACGCCAGCGUCCAGCUGCCUGGGUUGCCGCCGCUGAAAUCCAAAGCGCUCCCGUCCAUAGUGUCCAUCACCUCCCCGGAGCAACCCUACUACACGGCGCUCACCGCGCUGCACGACAUCUUCUCGGCGCUCGACGAGCACAGGCCCAAGGUGCUGGUGAACACGUUCGACGCACUAGAGCUGGACGCGCUCCGCGCGGUGCCGCAGCUCGAGCUCGUCGCCGUCGGUCCGGUAGUGCGGGACGAGGCGUCUUCGUUGAGCACCAGCUCGUUCCAGCGCGAGAACGCGAAGGAGUGCAUGGACUGGCUAGACACGAAAGCCGCGCGCUCCGUGGUGUACGUGUCGUUCGGGAGCAUGCUUCAAUUGAGCAAGCGUCAGGGGCUGGAGCUGCAGCGCGGCCUAAAGGCCACCAGCCGGCCGUACCUGUGGGCGCGCAGGGGCGCGGAGCAAGAAGGGCAAGACGCAGACCUGGACGAAACGAACGGAGGCGCCGGCAGAGAGCAAGGGAUGGUGGUGGAGUGGUGCGAUCAGGUACGAGUGCUAUCACACCCAGCGGUCGGGUGCUUUAUAACACACUGCGGGUGGAAUUCUGCGCUGGAGAGCAUCACGCGCGGGGUGCCCGUCGUGGCCGUGCCGCAGUGGACAGACCAGCCGACGGUGGCGUGUCUGGUGGAGGAGCGCGCAGGCGUGGGCGUGUGCACGCUGGUGGACGGCGAGGGGGUGGUGGAAUGUGCCGAGCUCCAGCGGUGCGUGGAGACCGUGAUGGGCGACAGCGACCGCGCCGUGGACAUCCGAGCAUCUGUGGAGCAGUGGAGAGAGCAAGCGAGGGAGGCAGUCGCCGGCGGUGGGAUGUCAGAGAGUAAUCUCCGGGUGUUUGCGUUUGGGCUAUGAUUGAGCGGGCUGUGGAUGGUAUGGUAGGUAGCAAUAUGCACUGAGCAUAUAUACCUGGACUAAUAAGGGUACGUUUACUUGACCGGUAUUGCUAUAUUUUAAUUACCUAGGCAUUUUGAAGCCUCUUCUCACCCGAAUUUUCCUUUUUCUCCCCUUUGUUGUGUUUAAUCAUGCCUGGUGUGGAGUUGUAUGUGUGCGUGUGUUGGACUGACCGUCAGUUUUGGGUGAGUUUACUCAGUUAGCGCAUGAGUUCAGUUAGAGGUUGUUAGCUCUGACUGAGCAUAGCGGGAUCAUGGCGUCGUGUUUAUCAUGGGCGCUAGAAUCGGUCAGGACGUGUUUCGUGUGAGUGCCUAUGGACCUAAUAAAUAGGAAAGCCAAAAAAAGAGGGGAUUAGUUCCUGAACCCCAAAAAACUCGUUGUGCGCACUCUGCGCUGAACUCGCUCGCUUAAAUCACUGUUCAUCAUCUGAAAUCAUUGUAGU